Molecule: messenger RNA, 2453 nt
Organism: [Torrubiella] hemipterigena
Lineage: Eukaryota; Fungi; Ascomycota; Sordariomycetes; Hypocreales; Clavicipitaceae
Source: the annotation of a GenBank genome assembly
CUUGGGUAUCUUGCGUGUGAUCCAUCGUCGGUUUCGCCUCCUCGAAGACUUGGACGGGACGAUUUAUUCUGUACACAUUACUCUGCCUCCCCAAAAUUGGACAAGAAAAAAAUGACGGCCAAGGCCGAGUUCAAGAAUAUGGAGGCGACAAUAGCGGCGCUGGUAAAAGAUUGUCUGCACGGAGUGCACGACAUCGACACAACGGUCUACAGCCUCACUCGCAUCAUUGUCAACCAAGCAACAAAGACCAACAAUGAACGUCGAAGGGUGCUUGUGGAUCGAGGCGCUGCAUACUUGAAGGAAAAUCAAGAUGACUUCGACAGAGAUACCAGAAUAUUUUCUCUGCACACUUUACAGGACGUCGUCUUACAUGAAAUGUGGCGAGCAACAGCGAAGAUCCCCGUGGACACCCCAGAGGACUAUCCAGCGUUACUUUUCUUGCAGAAGAUUUGGACUACGCCUAAAGUGUAUAUCACAUGGCUCUACGUCAACGACAAAGGCAUGCCAUGUGAUAAACGCCAUCAAAUCUGGGAUGUAGAGGAUCGGGUUUCCGGCGAAUCGAUUCUCGAGUCUACGAUGUACCACGUAGUUAAAUCAUAUUACUCUGAAUGGGAUAUUGAACAGGGAAAAUCAGCAGAACAGUUUCAGGAGUGGCUCAACCUGUCGAAAUUCUUGGCUUGUCUAUUCAGCCAAGGCAUCGUGAACCUACCGGGAGCAGGGUUGUGUGAGGCCAAGUUCUUGGGCAACGAGCCUCCGUAUAAUUACAAGCAUGAACACAGCGAACCUUGGGUCAUUACUGCCGCCCAGUGGCCAAUCUAUGCAGCUGAUGCCAUGUGGGAGGGCGCUAACAAGCGCUGCUUUGGCAAUUUGAAGUGGUGGGCGUCGUGGAAACGACGAUUUCUGAUGGUGGCGUCUGGACAUGGAGAAUUCAAGCGGGAUACGCGUCAGAUUGCGCUGGAGGCAUAUGAUGCCAUGGUUGCAGCAGAAGCAAAAGAUUAUAGAACACUGAAUGUUGGCGAGAAGCUAAACUGGGAGAGGUAUAGAAUUGAGCUAGACGAAAAUGAAGACGAAGAAGAAGGAAAUGAAGACGACGAAAAUAAAGAGGAGAAAUAACUUAAGUCAUUAGCGUAUGUCAUACCCAAUUAGACACUCUAUAAAUCAAAAUAAAAAGAUAUUCUCAAGAUGUUACAUCUGGCUCUUAAAAGCAUAAUAUUUACAAGUUGAAUUCUCAUUAAUAACCAAGCUGCGUAAUCAUCUCUGGUGAAUUGAUGAAUGCACAGCGCUCUCGCAACCUCUGCUCCUUGAUCUGCGGCAGUGCCUUGGGCCCAUCAAUUGGCGUAAAUCCUUGGUGAGGACCUCCAGCAACAAACAACGAGAUAUCCCUACAGUUAAACGCCGUUUGAAAGCCCUGGAAGGUAUCAAGCCCCUUCAGUCCCGGCUGUCCUGUAUUGGCAAAUGUCGACCAGGUACGCGAAGCUUGGAUCCUCAGCCUGUCAUCGGAAGCCGUAGCAGGCAGCGACGUUCCCUUGUAAUCAUAGUUGGAAAAGUUGCCAAAGAUGUACGCAAACUCAGACUCGUGAAUCACGCCUCUACCAGUAAUGUUCCACCCCUCCUUCAACAAGCCCGACAAGAGCGUCUGGUUCCAGUGGUACAAGUGGACGCUGGAUCCGACGUUGGCCAGCUCCUUGCCAAACAGCAAUGGUUGGCAGACAAAAAAGACGUCGCGAAUUAUACGUCCAGUACGGAAUGCCUGGGCAGUCAAGUUGUUUGCAGGGUCAUCGUGGAAAUCAGACACCGGGUACAGAGCAAGCAGCUUGUCCAGAUUGGCGGAUGUGAGGUCAGCAUAGACGGCCGCAAUGGUACCGCGGGUAUCUGCAUCCGUCUUCAUAUCUGAGUCGAUGACGAAUCCGAAUUCAUUGUCGGUCCAGCCCAUCAUGACAUCGACGCCUUUGCGGAAACGGUGCUGUGCAACAAGCUUUGACGGCGCGUCAGGCAAAAUGUCUCCAUCUACUGUCGGUAGCCACAGAUCACCAAAAUUGUGGGCAAGAUCUUCGGGAUUGGUCUUGACAAAUGCAUCAGUAAGAGUCUGCAUAUCAACGCUACGAAGACAAUCGAUUGUUUGCUGCGACUGAGAAUCAGACUUAUUGCAUCCAACUUCGUUGAGGACAUUCAUCAUGGCUGUCUCCGUAAGGUUACGCGUGAUUCCACCCUCCAGGACUUGACUUUCGCAGAUGGCCUUGUGGAAGAGCGGCUUGUUGGCGCCGCCAAAUGCAAGAAGGUGCAUACCGCAAGACACACCACCAGAUGAUUGACCAAAGAUGGUUACAUUCUCGGGAUCGCCACCAAAGUAGGCAAUGUUCUUCUGCACCCACUCCAUGGCGAGCAUUUGGUCGCGAAGAGCAGCAUUUUCCGACUUUUGACCGCGCAGGGCUUCCGACUUGGCAAACCCAAAG